AUGUCAUCUUUUUUAUGUAUUUCGCAGGUGUGUAAAUCCCAGAAUACUGAAACCUUUUUGAUAGUAGGAAGCAUCUCUUGAACAUGGCUAAGAUGGAUACGAAUGCAUUUUUCGCAAAAAGGGACCUCACAAGUGCAGCAUUUUCUUUGAGCUGUAGAUGCGCAAUGCUUGCAUAUGGGUUGCCGGGUAUGGAAUUUUCUUUUUCCUCCCCUAUGGAUCAUAUCAUAG
Blepharisma stoltei is the source of this 228-nucleotide messenger RNA. Lineage: Eukaryota; Ciliophora; Heterotrichea; Heterotrichida; Blepharismidae. The record is from the annotation of a GenBank genome assembly.